Molecule: messenger RNA, 1023 nt
Organism: Phytophthora infestans T30-4
Lineage: Eukaryota; Oomycota; Peronosporomycetes; Peronosporales; Peronosporaceae
Product: glycine-rich cell wall structural protein, putative
Exons: 1
Coding region: 1-1023 (340 amino acids)
Source: RefSeq, a predicted model, not a curated record
AUGAUGUUCAGCAAGACGGUCUGUGCGCUGUGUGCGGCGGCUGUGGCGCUCUCGGCUAGUGCAGUGGACGCGUCUACCGAGGUGGCGCAGACGUACGGGCGUCUGCACCAGAACCACGACAGGUAUGGCAAGACCGACGGCUACGACAAGCGCGACGCAUACGGCAAUCGGAACGUCUACGGCAAGAACAACGGGUACGGCAAGCGAGACGGGUAUGGCCAACAAGACAGUGAUGACUCGCUCGAUAGCUACGACACGCGUGGGGCGUAUGGCAAGCAGAAUGGCUAUCGCAACAACGACGACUAUGGCAAGCGUUACGGGUACGGCGGCGCGGCGGUGGGUAUCAACGCCGCCGCGGGGCUCCAAGCUGGCGCAGGUGUGGGUGCCAGAGGCUACGGCAGAGCUGGCGUCGGCCUCAAUGCGGGUGCUGGCUUAAACACUGAUGCUGGUCUCAACGCUGGAGCGGGACUGAAUGCCGGUGCCGAACUCAACGCCGGUGCCGGUCUCAAGGCUGUAGCGGGACUGAAUGCCGGUGCCGGACUCAACGCCGGUGCGGGACUCAAGGCUGGAGCGGGACUCAACGCUGGGGCGGGACUCAAGGCUGGAGCGGGACUCAAAGUCGGUGCCGGUGCCAACGCUGGAGUGGGACUCAACGCAGGCGCCGGUCUCAAGGCUGGAGCGGGACUCAACGCCGGUGCAGCUCUCAAGGCUGGAGCGGGACUGAAUGCCGGUGCCGGACUCAACGCCGGUGCGGGACUCAAGGCUGGAGCGGGGCUCAACGCUGGGGCGGGACUCAACGCAGGUGCAGGAGUCAGGACUGGUGCGGGAAUCAACGCCGGUGCCGGUCUCAACGCUGGAGCGGGACUCAACGUCGGUGCCGGUCUCAAGGCUGGAGCGGGCCUCAACGCUGGUGCAGAUCUUAGCGCUGGUGCGGGACUGAGCGCAGGUGUGGGUGGAAACUCUGCCGGCAAGGCUUACGGAGGAUACUCCAAGCCUGGCGCCAACCGCCACUUGCGCGCGUAA